Meloidogyne enterolobii is the source of this 546-nucleotide messenger RNA. The record is from the annotation of a GenBank genome assembly. Lineage: Eukaryota; Metazoa; Nematoda; Chromadorea; Rhabditida; Meloidogynidae.
AUGGGGGAAUCUAAACUACUUUUUUUAUUUAAAAAAUUAAUAAAUAAAAUCCCAUUUUUCUCUAAAUUUUCUUUUUUUUCAAAGGAGAAUUGUUGUGAAUUUCAACGUGGAGUUGAAAGUCAAUUAGACCAAUUAGAAGAAUUAUUACGUUUAAGAAGACAACAAUUAAUUAAUUAUAUUAAAAAUGAAAAGGAAAGAAGAAAAUUGCAACUUUUAAAACAAAUUGGGCGGUCAACUGCUCAAUUGGGAAAAGGAAGGGCGUUGAUCCAAUUUUGUAUUGAAAUAUUAAAAGAGCCGGAACCUUUGGAUUAUUUACAGGCAAAUUUCUUGUUAAAUAGUUUUUAUGUGGAAGGAAGGGUUGGCUCAGCCUUAGCAAAUAGAGUAACUGAUCAAGAAUUUCUUUGGCACAGAGAAGUAAAAACAAAUUGUCCAGAAGUUGAUGAACAUUUCCAACUUGAUUUGGAUAUUUUAAAUGUUAAAACAGCUAUAGAACAAUUGGAGUUUUUGCAACUUAAAGGUGAGGAAAAAAGAAAAUUUCUAGGUUAG